AUGGCCCACAGCUGCACGCAGUUCGUCCACCGCUGGGGACCGCCCACUUGGACCCAAGCCGGCUCCAAGAGGGGCAAGAGGCCAAGGGUCCAGCGGAGGCCUCGGGCUCGAGUCCCAGGUGACAUCCCUGCGUCACAUCUGCACCCAGCACCAGCCUCACAGCCCGGCCCCUGCCCUGCACCAGGCCACUGCCCUGUUGGCCCAGCCCAUGAGAGGCCAAUGGGGAGCAGCCAGGAGGAGGGACUCCUGUGUCAGCCAAGCCAGCCAGACCACCACGCACGUGGGCACUGUGGGCCGGACCUGGAGGGGGCAGAAAGAGCCUCUGCCACGCCCGGACCCCCUGGGCUCCUGACCAGCCACCCGCCUGCAGACUCAGAUGACACAAGCGCCGCUGGGCCCUCAGCUGCCCUCCUGGAGGGGCUCCUGCCUGGCGGGGGGAAGCCAUCGCCCCACAGCACCCGGCCGGGGCCCUUCUUCUACAUUGGAGGCAGCAACGGGGCCACAAUUAUCAGCUCCUACUGCAAAAGCAAGGGCUGGCAGCGCAUCCAGGACAGCCGCCGGGACGACUACACGCUGAAGUGGUGUGAGGUCAAGAGCCGAGACAGCUACGGCAGCUUCCGGGAAGGGGAGCAGCUGCUGUACCAGCUUCCCAACAACAAGCUCCUCACCACCAAGAUCGGGCUGCUCAGCACCCUUCGGGGACGGGCACGGGCCAUGAGCAAGGCCAGCAAGGCGCCGGGGGGGGCCCAGGCCAGGUUGGAAAAGGACGCAGCAGUGCCCACCCUGGAGGACCUCCCGUGGACCAGCCCAGGACACCUCAGGCCACAGAGGGUCCUGAGAAUGGAAGAAUUUUUCCCAGAGACCUACCGCCUGGACCUCAAACACGAGAGAGAGGCCUUUUUCACCUUGUUUGAUGAAACCCAGAUAUGGAUCUGCAAGCCCACAGCCUCCAACCAGGGCAAAGGCAUCUUCCUGCUCCGGAACCGGGAGGAAGUUGCCGCCCUGCAGGCCAAGACCCGAAGCAUGGAGGACGACCCCAUCCACCACAAGACGCCGUUCCGGGGACCUCAGGCGCGGGUGGUGCAGAGGUACAUCCAGAACCCGCUGCUCCUGGACGGGAGAAAGUUUGACGUGCGCUCCUACCUGCUCAUCGCCUGCACCACACCCUACAUGAUCUUCUUCGGCCAUGGCUAUGCCCGCCUCACCCUUAGCCUCUACGACCCGCAUUCCAGCGACCUCAGCGGCCACUUGACCAACCAGUUCAUGCAGAAGAAGAGUCCUCUGUACAUGCUGCUGAAGGAGGGCACGGUGUGGAGCAUGGAACGCCUCAACCGCCACAUCAAUGACACGUUCUGGAAGGCCCGGGGCCUCCCCAAGGACUGGGUCUUCACCACCCUCACGAAGCGGAUGCAGCAGAUCAUGGCCCACUGCUUUCUGGCCGCCAAGCCCAAGCUGGACUGCAAGCUGGGUUACUUUGACCUCAUUGGCUGUGACUUCCUGAUCGAUGACAACUUCAAGGUAUGGCUGCUGGAGAUGAAUUCUAACCCAGCCCUGCACACCAACUGCGAGGUCUUGAAGGAGGUCAUCCCAGGUGUGGUCAUCGAGACCCUGGACCUGGUGCUCGAGACCUUCCAGAAGAGCCUGCGCGGCCAGAAGAUGCUGCCUCUGCUGUCCCAGCGCCGCUUCGUGCUCCUGCACAAUGGUGAGGCUGACCUGUGGCCGCGCCUGGGGAGCUCCUGCAGCCUCCGCCGCCAGCUGCCCCCGCCGACCCGCCAGGCCAAGUCCUCCGGGCCACCCACGCCGCAUGCCCCAGACCAGCCAGGCGCCCGCAGGCCUGCGCCACCUCCCUUGGUGCUGCAGCGUCCCCGGCCGCCCGGCCCCGACCUGGACAGCACCCACGAUGGGGAGCCCCAGGCCCCGGGCACGGAGCAGUCGGGCGCAGGCGACAGGCACCCAGCGCAAGAGCCUUCCCCGGGGACAGCCAAGGAGGAACGCGAGGAGCCCGAGAACGCAAGGUCCUAGGGGCGGCCACCCACGCCCCACACCCCGCGCCCUAUGCCCCGUACCCCGCGCCCCACGCCCCAGCCGCGCUGCCUGCCCUCAGGGACCUAUAAAGCCUACUUUGUUACAAA
Molecule: messenger RNA, 2132 nt
Organism: Nomascus leucogenys (northern white-cheeked gibbon)
Lineage: Eukaryota; Metazoa; Chordata; Mammalia; Primates; Hylobatidae
Gene: TTLL10
Product: tubulin tyrosine ligase like 10
Biological process (GO): protein modification process
Source: RefSeq, a predicted model, not a curated record